AUGGUGCCGUACAAGAGAGCAGCAGGAGACAAGUCAGGAGUGCCAGUUUACCAGCCAUCAGCAACGUACCAGCAGCUUCUGCAGCCAUUUGUCCCGGUCUCAUGUGAGUACCGCCCUCCCCUAGCGGCCGCUUUCACUGGGGUCGCACUCAACAAAGCGCCCCCGAAGCCUUAUCUGCCAUACCUUAUCCGACCUCCUACAACCCAACCACCACCACCCCCUCAGCCUACACCAAUUAUCACUGAUCUUCUCUCCGUACAAUUCCCUACUUCAAAUGUCAACAAUAACAAUGAUGAUGAACUCCAACCGUAUAAAAAAAUGAAAACAACGUAA
Nezara viridula (southern green stink bug) is the source of this 333-nucleotide messenger RNA. The record is from the annotation of a GenBank genome assembly. Lineage: Eukaryota; Metazoa; Arthropoda; Insecta; Hemiptera; Pentatomidae.